AUGUCUGGGUAUCAUGACGUCGGCAGUGGCAGCUUGAAUGCGGCGGUGGACUGGUCGAGGAAUUCAAGUUUCGGGGUCACCUCGACUGGCUUCGCGCAAGCAGCAUCCGCUGACAACUCGACUUACAUGGUCAUCAAUCAGUUCAAAUUCCUCGCUGCCAGGUCAAUACGGACAUCCACUAUCGUUCUCGCCACCUUCAACACGAUAUCGGCCGCUGCAACCGCCGCCGGCAUUUACUAUGAUUGCUACUCCACUGCUAAGAGGAAUUGUCCGGUGGGGAAGAAAGUCAACAAGCUCACCUGUGUCAAAGGACCCGAGACAUUUCCCUUCGUUCUGUCUCUGGGCAUCACAAUACAAGGCAUCAUCUUUGCUGUUUCACAAUCUAGAGGCCUGGAGGGACUGUUUGAACGAGGCUGCUCCAUCAUCUCUCAGUUUAUGUGGACAGCCAUAUUUAUUGUGCCUUACAUACAACUCAUCUUUGGCCUCGAGGUCGCCUUACGAGGCCUUCGAAGCAAACCGUUCCCACAGAGAAGCAAGUGGACAGUUGCGAUAUGCUUAGCAGGUUUGAAGAUCGUGCUUAUGAUCACUGGCCUGGUCGCUUUCUUCAUCCGGGCCCCCGAUUUUUGUUUCGCAUCUCUAUUCUUUUUCGUCGCCCGCUGGGCAGAAGGAGGAUUUGUGCUUCUGCUGGUCAUUGCUGUCCUCCUGACGAUUUGCGCCGUGACCAUUUUUAUCAAGUUGACGAGGAACGCCGAUAUUGAAACAUCUGAGCGAGUCCUCGCUUCCAGAAUGGUCUACUACCUGGCUUUGGCCAUCAUCUCAACCUUGUUGAUGAUACCCUUCUUUGGGUUUCUCACAUUUAAUGACAUUGUGGAGACGGGCAAGACUACGAGCCUAACGCUAGCCAUGAUUGCGACGGUUGUUGCGAAUGUAUCUGGUCUGAUGACAGGUGGCCUUCACCUUUUUCUUCGAUCCAACACAAUCUCUACCAUUGGCCCGAGAGACAAACUGGCCGAGUACGAAAGGCAAAAGCUCAAGUACAAUAUUCGCAUGCAGAGCCCCAACGACCUCGACGAGCCCGCUCACAUGAUGCAAACGGUCAACAACCGGUCCCUACGAAGGAAAGAUAGCGAGGAAACACUCGUCCGCUACGAGAAAGAAGAAGAAGCUGCGAUAGAAAGUCCAUCCUCAACUUAUUACAACAUCCCGCGGUUUGAGUCGAAGUCUCCGAACCCGUUGAGGUCAAAUGCUGUGACGUCUCCAAUCGCAAUACCAAGGAAUCCUGACAGGGCACAACUAUCCUCCGCAUCGUCACAUACCCGAAAAGCUUCUGCGUCUUACUCGUUGUUUCCCAGCAAGGACAAUGCCAGCACUAAUUCAGUAGCCUUUUUACCUUCAACCACAUACUCGCCUAAUUCAAAUAUGAAUGAAUUCACAUUCAACCUCGAUGACAUCAAGCCACCCCCUUCGAUAAAAGUCAAUGGCCGUCACAAGCGUGAUUCAUCCAUGUCUUCCACAGCCACGGUCCAGAUAGGACUUCGUUUAUCGAAUGUCCAAGACAUGCCGCGAACGACUAGCACGAUAAUCAAUAACGAUGACAGGGUUCACAACCUUGGUUGCCCUAAUCUUGCUCCCAUCCGGCCUAAUCCGCUGUUCAAAUUGGGCGUUGCAGACCAGCCGACGUCUCCUUCAGAAAACAUCAGCCAUUCAAACUGCUGUUCCUGCACAGAAGAGCCUAGCAGAGACGUGAGGAUGAAGACACUUCCGCCUGUGCCUCACGCCAUCAAAACCGUCCAGAGCCAAGCCUCCACUGGAGAGGAGACACUCAGUCCCGCUGUGUACAGCCCCCAUAGCCCUCAGAAGGCCAAGCUACCGAGUCCAAAGGGUGUUGGGUUUAACGUCUUGAAGCGUGCCAACACUACACCUGUACAGCCCGAUGGCACACCACCGCCACCUAGGAACAGGGGAAACUCUGAUGCCCAACGAUUCAGGAGUGACUGGAUCUGA
Molecule: messenger RNA, 2004 nt
Organism: Pseudomassariella vexata
Lineage: Eukaryota; Fungi; Ascomycota; Sordariomycetes; Amphisphaeriales; Pseudomassariaceae
Exons: 4
Coding region: 1-2004 (667 amino acids)
Source: RefSeq, a predicted model, not a curated record